Helicoverpa zea (corn earworm) is the source of this 1045-nucleotide messenger RNA. RefSeq lists its product as uncharacterized. The record is from RefSeq and is a predicted model, not a curated record. The transcript is spliced from 7 exons. Bases 68 to 907 code for a protein of 279 amino acids. NCBI's taxonomy places the organism in Eukaryota, Metazoa, Arthropoda, Insecta, Lepidoptera, Noctuidae. Gene Ontology annotation, molecular function: lipid binding.
UGGAAGGGAACUUAUAAAGAAGUGCGAAUAACGCGAAUAGCCCAAAUUGUUCAAAGAUACAACGAAAAUGAAAAUAUUGUGUCUCGUGUCCUUGCUAGUAUGCGCGUUUGCGCAGAGCGCCAAUGUAGACAAUGAAGCUCUUUCCGCAGUAGACAGCGUGGAGACUCGUCUUGAAGACACUCACUUGCAUGUGAACCUCUUAGCACCUGAUUAUGCUGAGACAGAAGAAGAUCAGCAGCUUUUAUCAGAGCUGGCAGCUGAAGAGAGGGAAAGCCGCAACAUCGUUACAGAUGCCAUCAAAGAUAUGGUGGAGGGCUUCAGGGAUGUUGUAAUCAAUGGAAACGAUGACCUCCCGCCUCUAGACCCCCUCGUGGUACCCGUCAUUGGACCUUUCGAAUAUAAGGCUCCUGCCACGGUCGCCGAGGUAACGGUCAACGACUUCAGGGCAGAAGGUCUCCGCUGGUAUGUGCUGGACAGCGUCACCUUCAACGCUAUCCGCCUGUCCUUUGGCGUGCACGUCACUAUCCCCUGGAUCACGGUCACUGGUAGCUACGAUGCCCGCGCUCGGCUUGGGCUUCUAAGCCACAGAGCUGGUGGAAACUUCAGGAUCUUUGCCCACCGUAUUGAGUUCGGUAUGGACAUGAGGCUGGGCACCAACCUCUUCGGUGGACAUCUGAUCUUGCGUGAACUAGACAUCAAAAUCGACAUCCAUGACACCCAUAUUCAAAUACACGGUAUGACUGGCUCCAACAUCAUUAACAGUUUCAUCAAUGGCCUAGUACAGAGCGUGUCACAGGAGUUGAUCCAGUCUGAGAUGGAGAACGUCAGCAAAAUGAUCAGCGAAGAACUGUUUGACGUUAUCAACGAAGUCCUCAAAGACUACACCAUCAACGACAUCUUAGGAUAAGGAAAAAAGGCACCGGAACAAAAAAACUAGAUACAAAGGUGGAAUUUCAAUACUCAACAUUUUAUAAUUUUUUUCCUAGGUAUACCUACUGACAAAAUAAUUAAAAAAAUGCGCCAUUUGAUAAAGUGGUGUUCAACA